This is a messenger RNA of Gigantopelta aegis, 2929 nucleotides long. Its product is annotated as RB1-inducible coiled-coil protein 1-like. Bases 395 to 2434 code for a protein of 679 amino acids. The record is from RefSeq and is a predicted model, not a curated record. Lineage: Eukaryota; Metazoa; Mollusca; Gastropoda; Neomphalida; Peltospiridae. The transcript is spliced from 8 exons.
UGUAUUACUGUAUUUUCCAAUUUGGCUAUAUAUAGUACGAAAUUAUUUUCAAUAACCGCUCAUAAGUUUUCCCUAUUUUUCAGUUUUAUUACUCAGCUUGUCACUUGGUCAGCAUAUCACUCAACUACGUAUAUUUUCGUGAUUACACGUGUAAGUAAGUGUACAGCGAAACUACGCAAAACCUUUUUUUCCCCCUUUCUUUUCUGACAGUCAUGUUUAUGGAUCAUGACAUCAGCCGAAUGGUUAGGUUAAGCGAAACAUGUUUAAUUUUUCCAAAGGAAAACUCUAUUCUUGCCCGAGAUAACUUUGGACUUUUAAUGUAGAAGACGCCAGCUGUUUUUGCACGGUUUUACGUUGAUCAGUAUCAACAAAUUGAUGUUCAGGAAACUGAAGGAUGUCUGACAAGAUUCCAAAAGGUGCAGACAACAUGCCGAGGGAGGACAACUCUGGCCUGUUUGUAAAGAUUCCUCGAAAAGAUUUUAACAUUAUAAUGCGACAGCAUCUUGCAUCAAAAAAUUUAUAUGCUUACCUGCAAGAUGUGGCAUGUGAAAACAAACGUCUCCUGCAGAGAAACGCCACUCUCGAGAAAGCCAUUCUCCGAACAGGAAAGCAGAUCAGUGAGCUUGUAAUGACUAGAGGUCGACACUGCGAGUUCACCGAAUUCUCAAGUCUACCAAGCUGUUUACAGGACCAUCGCCUGAACCAGUACUGUGAUGUGCAGAAGGAAGUGAACAAAUUAAUGGACACAGUUAAAGACCAAUCAGACCUCAGUGACCGAGAUAAAAUGCCAGUGUUGCAUGUAACGGACACUCAGAGUGUCUCGCUGAAAAGUCAGGUGUUUUUCCCGCCGUCUAUGAGCAUCCGGGCAGAUGAAGAAAAGUCUGACGAAUUGAAGACGUUAACUGCUGAUGAUGUUGUUGCAGAUGGUUCUGAGAAAAUGUUGUCACUGCAGGACACGAUGUCGGUGAAUUCUGGGGUUUCAAGACAGUAUUUCAAUAUCAUUGUUAGGGAGCUUGCCAAGUGUAAGAGAUUCAUUCAACAGCUUUUGAUUAAAAAUGGAGAAAAACCUAAAGAUGUUAUGAAUGUUGUUCACCUGAAGGAACUGGUUCAAUCACUGGAGGAGACUAACAGUCGACUCCGAGAAUCGAACCGUCAGCUAGAAGACCUGCUAGAAUCAAAGUCACAAGACCGGACCUUGAUGGGUCUGCAUGAAAAGGUUCAGAAGCUGGAGAGGCAGCUGAAUUUGAAGGAGAAGACCCUGAAGGAGCUGAACAAGCAGUGUGACUCCUUGAAGGCAUCGAUACAGCCAGACGACUCAACUUGUGACUCCUUGAAGACAUCCAUACAGCCAGAUGACUCAACUUGUGACUCCUUGAAGACAUCCAUUCAGCCAGAUGAUUCAACUUGUGACUCCUUAAAGACAUCCAUACUGUCAGAUGACUUGACACGUGAAUCUUUAAAGACAUCCAUACGACCAGAUGAUUCAACUUGUGACUCCUUGAAGACAUCCAUACAGUCUGACUUCUCAACACUAAUGGCUGCCUCGAGUCUACACAAGACCGAGAAUUCUUCUUCUCAGACGGAUGUUAUGAAGAGUUCACAACAUUGUGUAUCAGUUCAGACUGAUGACGAAUCAACCAAGAGUGAUGAUGUAUGUGGUGAAGAUGGUGGGCUGUCAAAACCAACAGAGGUUUCUGAUGCUGUCCAUCAUAGAAUCGCUGACCUUGAAAUACUGGUGGCAGAUUUAACUACAGCCAUCAGUGAGAGGGAUGCCAGGCUUACAGCACUGCAUAAUGAAAAUAAGAUGCUGGAGAGGAACUACAAACAGAUGCUGCAGAGUCUGGUGGACAUCGAGCAGGACCAUGAUGCAUUGCGCUGGAAGGAAGAAAAGGUGGCUCUUGUGCGUCAGCUGGAUCAGAAGAGCCGCUAUCUCAAGGAACAGAAGGAUGACGCCAAGUAUUCCCUGAAGAAGAUACAGUCACUACAACAUGAUGUGGGCAAACUGAACACGCAGAAGUGUAAACUGGAGGCAACAUUGAAGAAAGAACGUGAAGACUACAAGAAGCGAGAAACACAGUAUUUAAAUCAGAUUCAGGCAAUUCAAGCACAGUUUGACCAUGUUUUGGAUGAAAAGAACAAGAUGCAAACAGUAUCUUUAUCAAAGCUCACUAUGGCUCGCCCACAUUUAGUCUCCGAGCCCAUGUCACUUGGUCCACCGUGCAGACCGAUGAAUGUUCCAUGGAAGCAGGCAUACAGCGAGGUGUCAUUGGUUGCCGACGGUGACCCGUCGUUAGCUCCGCUCGUGGAAGAGGUCGUGGGUAAGAGUGCAGAAGAUAAAACGUCUAAACAGGAGUUUGUCUGUAAGCACUGUCUGCGGACAGAUUUCUCUUCGCUGGAGAGUUUUCAGCACCAUUUGAACAGAUGUGGUGACUAGAGGGACAGAGUAUGCCGUUUGAGACACCCAGCCCAUAUCGCAUCUCAUUCUGUCCUGGAUCAUCUCACCCUAGCCUGCACCAUCCUGUCCAAAUACCAUUCUAUCCCUUCUCCUGUUUGCACAUACGCUGCUCUUCGCUUUCUCUCCCACAGGGACAAAUACAGGCUUUCCGCCAGAAAAUAAUACGAGAGUAGGAGGCCUACAUAAUAAAACCAAAAGACUUGUUAUGCAUUUGAAAUAGUUUGAAAUUGGACACAACAUUUUAUCUACUUAGGACAUUUUUUAAACAGCAAUUCUCUUGCUAUAGUAUAUCUAAAAACAUUUUAAAUAUAUAUAUCCAUUGAUUUUUCUAGAUUUUAGGAGACAAAAUUUACCUAUCAUACCCUCUGGCAGAAACCCUGAUACCUUUCCAGACCUAUGAUUGUAUUAUAAUUAUUCAUUCCAGUCAUGGUACCGGCCUCAGUGGCAUCGUGGUUAGGCCAUCAGUCUACAGGC